Glycine soja is the source of this 1312-nucleotide messenger RNA. RefSeq names its product zinc-finger homeodomain protein 2. The transcript has a single exon. Bases 245 to 1033 code for a protein of 262 amino acids. The record is from RefSeq and is a predicted model, not a curated record. Gene Ontology annotation, cellular component: nucleus. Gene Ontology annotation, biological process: regulation of DNA-templated transcription; regulation of developmental process. NCBI's taxonomy places the organism in Eukaryota, Viridiplantae, Streptophyta, Magnoliopsida, Fabales, Fabaceae. Gene Ontology annotation, molecular function: DNA-binding transcription factor activity; transcription cis-regulatory region binding.
AGCUUAGUUAUUAUAUUAUCUAUAUUCUAUCAUGGUGAAACUCAAACUCUCUUGCCUCACCUCAUAUAUAGAAUAAUUGAAUAGAUCUUUAACUCCAUUGCUUCAUUACUUCAACCUCCACUCAAUUUUUCAAAACCCUAGCUAAAAAACACUACCAGUUUUCGAGUAAUAAUAAUUAAAAGAGGAGAAUAUUUUUUGGUUUUUUUUUUUUCUAUUGUUUUAGGGAGGGAAAGUGGAGAGCGAUAUGGAAUUCGACGAGCAAGAGGAGCAUGAGGAGGAGGAAAUGGUGAUGCCGGAGCCGGCGGCGGUAUCGGCGCCGCCGAGUUACGACUCGCUCGGGAACUCCGGGGCGAUGUCGAAACUUGGCGGCGGCGAGGGGCGGAAGACCGCGCUCGGCGCCGAGGCGGCGGCGGUGCGGUACCGAGAAUGCCAGAAGAACCACGCCGUGAGCUUCGGCGGCCACGCCGUCGACGGCUGCUGCGAGUUCAUGGCGGCCGGAGAGGACGGCACGCUGGAGGCCGUCAUCUGCGCUGCCUGCAACUGCCACCGGAAUUUCCACCGCAAGGAGAUCGACGGCGAGAUUACCUCCUUCCACUACCGUGCACAGCCUCCCCCGCCGCCGAUGCACCACCACCACCAAUUCUCCCCGUACUACCACCACCGCGUCCCGCAGCACCCCGCCGCCGCUGGCUACCUCCACCACCACCUCACACCUCCGAUGUCGCAGCACCGCCCGCUCGCCCUCCCGGCCGCAGCCUCCGGCGGCGGCCUAAGCCGCGAAGAAGAAGACAUGUCAAACCCUAGCAGCAGCGGCGGCGGUGGCGGCGGCGGUGGAUCCAAAAAACGGUUCCGAACGAAGUUCACGCAGGAACAAAAGGAUAAGAUGCUCGCAUUCGCGGAACAACUAGGGUGGAGAAUCCAGAAGCACGAUGAAUCUGCUGUGGAACAGUUCUGUGCUGAGACCAAUGUGAAGCGAAACGUUCUCAAAGUUUGGAUGCACAAUAACAAGAGCACUCUUGGUAAGAAACCCUAAUUUCGCCAAUUGUUGUUAUAAUAGUAUAAUUCUUUCUCUCGUUCUUUCCGUUCGGUGAGGAAAAAAAAUGUAAUUUGAAAUUUCAUUAAUGGAGAUCAAGCUAGGGUUCUCCCUUUCCUUAAUUUUAAUUUCUAGUGUUGGCAAGGGAUGAUGAUUAAAGUGCAUGAUUUGGUUAACAUGUACUAUUAUUGUACAUUAAUUGCGAAUGAAUUCUCGGUGAUUAGUUUGUCUGUAAAGAGAUCGAGACCAAAUAAAGACAAGGUAACGAAGUUGAUUAAA